CAGGAAGUGUGAAAAAUACUAACUGACUCCCAGCUUCCUCCUGCUACUCAGAAAAAGACAAAAACAGAAGUGGUAACACAAAAAGCUGCAUUUCCGUGAAGAAAGUAUGAGAGAAACCUACACCUAAAUCAUCAUGUCGACGGGUCAUGGGAAAUCUCAUUAAGGUUCUGGGCAAAGACUUAGAAAAUUGUCCACACUUUUUCUUGGAUUUUGAAAAUGCUCAGCCUACGGAGGCAGAGACUGUAGUGUGGAAUCAAGUCAACUCUGUCCUGGAAGAGGCCCAGGGUAUCUUGGCUGAACUUCAAUCAUACCGGGGAGCUGGGCAGGAAAUACGACAGGCCAUCCAGAACCCAUCAGAUGUCCAUCUACAGGAGGAAGCAUGGAGAGCCGUCUGUCCUCUUGUAGCUAAACUAAAGCGCUUCUAUGAAUUUUCUCUACGACUUGAAAAUGCACUGCACAGCCUCCUGGAAGCUCUUACAUCACCCCCAUAUGCUCCGACACAGCACCUGGAAAGAGAGCAGGCCCUGGCCAAACAGUUUGCUGAAAUCCUGCACUUCACCCUCAGCUUCGAUGAGCUCAAGAUGACAAAUCCUGCAAUACAAAAUGACUUUAGCUACUAUAGAAGGACUGUGAGUCGCAACCGGCUGAACAAUUUCCAGGUGGAUGCUGACUGUGAUGUUAACAAUGAAAUGGCCAAUCGCAUGUCCCUGUUUUACGCGGAUGCCACUCCUAUGCUGAAAACUCUGAGCAAUGCGACCACUAAGUUUGUCUCUGAGAACAAGUCCUUGCCAAUUGAGGACACAACAGACUGCCUGAGCACAAUGGCCUGUGUGUGCAGAGUCAUGCUGGAAACGCCAGGAUACCGCAGCCGCUUUACCAGUACAGAAACACUUCUGUUCUGUAUGCGCGUGAUGGUUGGUGUUAUCAUUCUAUAUGAUCAUGUGCAUCCCGUUGGAGCAUUUGCAAAAACCUCCAAAAUUGAUAUGAAAGGCUGCAUCAAGGUGCUAAAAGAUCAGCCGUCAACAAGCACAGAAGGUCUACUAAAUGCUCUGCGAUAUACAACCCGUCACCUCCACGAUGACACCACAUCUAAACAGAUCAGAGCUCUUCUCCAAUGAGCCAUUGCAUGUCUACCCCAUGCACCAACACUGUGUGAGAGAGAAGAUGGGUUCUGAUCAAGUGGAUGCCUUGACCCUGCAUCUAAUCUUAAUUCUGCUGGAACAGGUUGACAUACCAUGUAGUGAGGCUGUGAACAUCAAUGAUCCUUGUGCGGGGCCUGUACCAGCGCUUCACUGUGGUCUGUGUUCAUGACUUUACUGCAGAGUACUAGAGUCAUCCAUGUCCCUACUGGUCUAAUGUCAAUCACUGUUCUGUAAAGACAUCUGCAAAUAUUUCUGUACAAUAGCUUUACAGUGUACAAUCCCCAUGCAUUGCUGUGUAUGUGAAAGGGCUAUAUAUAGAUUUUAUAGGUCAGUAACUGUCAGUGUUCUAUAAGAAGGAACCCCAACUUUAUCAUUGUACUACUCUGCAGAUACUGUACCCUAUAGUCCUCCAUACAGCACAGAGUUAUGUGGUUAUUCCGUGUUGCCCUUUAGAGUCCUGUGUAUUGAUACAGCUUUGAGUGUCAAGACAACGUUCUGGAACAGAUCCGUCAACAGCAUCAUAGCGUUGCUGACAGGUACGGUAACAAUGAGCAGACACAGAUAUAAGAUGUGCAAGUGCUGGGCACACUUUAUUAUAAAUAGCGCUGUAUAUAUACCUACAAGCACACUGUGUCCAGAGCUUUUCAUGCUAUACGCAAUAUGCCGGUGACAGGGCCAUGUCUAUCUAUAAACCUGGAUCAGAGUUUCAACCAAAAACACAAAAAUAUGCACAAAUGUCCGUCAUCAGGUAGAAUAGUGGAUUAUGUCAUCCCGCAGCCUGAUAUACAUAUAUAUGUGCGUGUGUGUGUGUAGACACUGUAUAUAUCAAAGUAAUGUAAUUUAGUGUUACACGUGCGAACAAGUACAAUGAAUACAUGCACAUGGACACUCUACAAGGACUCCAGACAGACUCUGUGUAUCAUGAGACAUUCGAGCUUCUUGUCUCUCCAGUGAUGACUCUUAAAAUCCGAUUCAAUAAAAUCUCCUGUUCUGA
Bufo gargarizans (Asiatic toad) is the source of this 2136-nucleotide messenger RNA. RefSeq names its product CYFIP-related Rac1 interactor A-like. Gene Ontology annotation, molecular function: small GTPase binding. Lineage: Eukaryota; Metazoa; Chordata; Amphibia; Anura; Bufonidae. The record is from RefSeq and is a predicted model, not a curated record. Bases 147 to 1118 code for a protein of 323 amino acids. Gene Ontology annotation, biological process: regulation of actin filament polymerization. The transcript is spliced from 11 exons.